This is a messenger RNA of Thrips palmi, 456 nucleotides long. RefSeq lists its product as uncharacterized. Lineage: Eukaryota; Metazoa; Arthropoda; Insecta; Thysanoptera; Thripidae. Bases 121 to 456 code for a protein of 111 amino acids. The transcript has 3 exons. The record is from RefSeq and is a predicted model, not a curated record.
UUCAAGAGCACGUUCGUUCGUUCGUUGGUGUCUGUGCGUGUGAGGGCCCUGCGUGUUCCCACCAGUGUACGUGUGUGUGUAGUUGUUGUUGUUGCUGUUUCUUGUGCAACGUUCGCUAGGAUGAGCAGCAUCUAUGUAGAUUGUGGACGCACGGGGGCGGCAGAGCCAGGCAGUGAGGCGCAGAUCGGGAGCAGCUUCUUAGAUUGUGGAUGCACGGAACCCUGCCUGAAUACAGCCGACAACUGUCACAUACGGGAGGCGGCAGAGGAAGACAGGUGGGCGGAGAAGGAGGCUGAGGAGGCGGAGGAGCGCCGUCAGCAGCGCCUCCUGCAAGAGAGCUACGAGCUCCACCUACAGGAAGAGGAGGAGGCCAUGAGGGAGAUCCAGCUCGCGGAGCUGGAAGACAACUAUAUGCGUGCGCACCUGGAAGCUGUUGAGGAGAUGGCUCGUGAAUAA